Lentinula edodes (shiitake mushroom) is the source of this 529-nucleotide messenger RNA. RefSeq lists its product as uncharacterized. Bases 9 to 434 code for a protein of 141 amino acids. The transcript has 2 exons. Lineage: Eukaryota; Fungi; Basidiomycota; Agaricomycetes; Agaricales; Omphalotaceae. The record is from RefSeq and is a predicted model, not a curated record.
GCCGACAAAUGAUUACUGAAUACGCUUAUCAUACCGACAACUUUGAAACAUACGGCAAUCUCAGCAAAUUCCUUCGAAACCACUACAAGCAAGCCCUCGAUAUCCUAGGAACUGCCGAAUCCCUCAAAACACGGAUGCGUAAUGCUGGUAUUGACGACGCACGUAUUAUCUUCAAAUGGUUGGAGGAGGAGGCAGCGUAUCUUCAGAACCUAUCGAAAGAACCGCUAGCGGAAACACUCCAAAUGGAGUACUAUGGGAAGCUUGUCACCCUUAAGGAGUGUCAAGCCGUUCUUAAAGAAGCAAGACACGCUUGGCUCUCAUAUAGACCAGGGGAACGGGAUCAAACUGCAGCUAUGCAUUGGAGUCAAAGCUGGACAUACGGGUUCGAUGGACAGAGGGAUUCAAAGAGUGGGAUGAAGCUGGGGCAUUGGUAAUAGGCGCUAAAUAUCGGCGAGCCCUUGAUAAACUGGAGGGGCUGCUGGUAUCUGUGAGGCCCCGGCACAGGAGGCCUGCUCUGGUCUUACCCAGA